This is a messenger RNA of Drosophila willistoni, 2494 nucleotides long. It is a transcript of the gene not, whose product is annotated as ubiquitin carboxyl-terminal hydrolase nonstop. Gene Ontology annotation, molecular function: cysteine-type deubiquitinase activity; zinc ion binding. Lineage: Eukaryota; Metazoa; Arthropoda; Insecta; Diptera; Drosophilidae. The transcript has 6 exons. Gene Ontology annotation, biological process: protein deubiquitination. The coding region runs from base 1 to 2262 and encodes 753 amino acids. The record is from RefSeq and is a predicted model, not a curated record.
AUGUACAUAGAUGUAGAUGUGUGCGGAUGGCGCGUUUCCUAUUUUUCCUCUUCAACUUUAACACUCGUGUGUGUUCAAAUUACAAAAGUGGCCAAAAUUCGACGAAAACAGCAGCGCAAGUGUGAUAAAGCCUUCGUGCCACAGCCGUUAGCAAAACGAACGAAAACAAAAGAGAAUAGUGUUGAUAGUACAACAAGCAUUGUUAGCAGUGGCAGUAGUACCACUAGCAGUAGCAGCAGCAGUAGUAGCAGCGGCGGCGGCGGCGGUGGAGGAGGCAGAGGCGGUAGCAGCAGCAGCAACAACAACAAACGAUCAAACGCCGGGGCGGGGGUGGGCCGGGGAACGGCCGAAAACGAAACACUACCAUCAGCUGCCGGCCGGUGUGCUUGUUCUACAACUGCCGCUGCUACUACUGCUACUGCUGCCGCUGCUGCGACUGCGACUGCAGCUAACAACGAAACCGAAACCGAAACUGUUACUAGAAUUUGCGGGUGGGGCGACGUUGGUGGUGGUGGUGGUGGAGGCAGCAGCAGCAGCGGCGGCAACAGCAACGACCAAAUCCAGCAGGAGCUAACAAAGGGCCAACUGAAUGCGACGCAUUUGUCUGCCUGUUUGCGCACCGUGCAAAAGCUUGCGAUUGAACUUGACAACGGCAACGACGACGACGUCGAGGUCGCUGCCGUCAUGUCAGAAACUGGCUGCCGGCAUUAUCAGAGCUACGUGAAGGAGCAUAGUUAUGACACAUUUCGGGUCAUCGAUGCGUAUUUCGCUGCCUGCGUGAACAAAGAUGCGCGUGAGAAGAAGUCCAUACACUGCAAUUGCUUCGAGUGUGGCAACUAUGGCAUUCAGCUUUAUGCCUGCCUGCAUUGCAUCUACUUCGGUUGUCGCGGUGCACACAUUACCAGCCAUUUGCGUGCCAAAAAGCAUAAUAUAGCUUUGGAGUUGUCGCAUGGCACCCUGUAUUGUUAUGGCUGUCGAGACUUCAUUUACGAUUCAAGGAGCCGCGAAUAUGCAGUAAUUAAUCGUAAAUUGGAGGCAAAAGACUUACAAAAGAGUCUGGGCUGGCAGCCCUGGGUACCUUCAGCCAAGGAGACGAAUCUAUUACUCGCCAACACGCGCAGACGAUUGGUACGACCGAAUCAAACAAUCGGAUUGAGAGGUCUUUUGAAUUUGGGUGCCACUUGUUUCAUGAAUUGCAUUGUACAGGCUCUGGUGCAUACUCCGCUACUCAGUGAUUAUUUCAUGUCAGAUCGUCAUGACUGCGGCAGCAAGUCCACGCACAAAUGUUUAGUCUGUGAAGUGUCGCGUCUUUUUCAGGAGUUUUAUUCCGGAUCACGUUCACCGUUGUCGCUGCAUCGUUUAUUGCAUUUAAUUUGGAAUCAUGCCAAGCAUCUGGCCGGCUAUGAGCAACAAGAUGCACACGAGUUCUUUAUUGCCACCUUGGAUGUAUUGCAUAGGCAUUGCGUGAAAGCCAAAUCGGAGCAUGAGAGCAAAAGUAAUAGUUCAAGUUCCUCGGGUGGCGGCAGCGGCGGUGGCGGCAGUGGUGGCGGUGGCAGCGGCGGUGGUAGUGGCGGCGGCAGCGGCAGCAGUGGAAGUGGCAGCAAUAACAAUUCAAGCAACUCAUCCUCAUCAUCGCAUUGUUAUGGUCAAUGCAAUUGCAUUAUCGAUCAGAUAUUUACGGGUAUGCUGCAGAGUGAUGUUGUUUGUCAGGCUUGCAAUGGCGUUUCAACCACAUUUGAUCCCUUCUGGGAUAUCUCAUUGGAUCUCGGCGAGACCACAUCGCAUGGUGGUGUUACGCCAAAGACCCUAAUUGAUUGCCUUGAACGUUACACGCGAGCCGAACAUUUGGGUUCGGCGGCUAAAAUCAAAUGUUCCACAUGUAAAUCGUAUCAGGAAUCAACGAAACAAUUUAGCCUGCGUACCCUGCCCAGCGUUGUGUCAUUUCAUUUGAAGCGUUUCGAACAUUCGGCGCUGAUUGAUCGGAAAAUUUCCUCAUUUAUACAAUUUCCGGUGGAAUUCGAUAUGACGCCGUUCAUGUCGGAAAAAAAUAAUUCCUAUGGUGAUUUUCGUUUCUCGCUCUAUGCGGUGGUCAAUCAUGUCGGUACCAUCGAUACCGGACACUACACGGCCUAUGUGAGGCAUCAGAAGGAUACGUGGGUUAAAUGCGAUGAUCAUGUGAUAACGAUGGCAUCGCUUAAACAGGUGCUUGAUAGCGAGGGUUAUUUAUUGUUCUAUCAUAAAAAUGUGCUGGAGUACGAGUGAAGACAACCAUAAUGGAAGACACAAGACCGAGAAGACGAUAAAGAAUAUGGAUACGCAAAAGUAGAAGGAGGAAAAAUAAGCUAACUGAUCAGCCGACAAAACAUCCAUAGAGACUGUAUUCCCCCACGCACCACCCCCACCCCCCACUCCACACACACACACACACACACAUGCGCACAGACACAUUUACACACACACACACACGCAACGUUUAGACAGAAACGCCAACGCA